UAAGAUCCUCACAAAAAAAACAAUGGCAUAAUCGUCAUUCUUCCAGACUGUGAAUAAAAACAUCUUGAAUCUGAAGACAAAAAAAUCAUCAUCUUCAGAAAAAUAUUGUCGGUGCCCUGUUCUAUCCCCCAUCUACCUUAAGUCUCUCUUCUUUUUUUUCUUCUUUCAAACAAACCAAUUUCAUUUUCCGUCCUAAAUUUUCUCCAUUAUUUUCUUCUUCAAUCUCUCCAAAAUUUUUCAAUUUUUUUUAAAAAUUCUUUUCACCUGCAUUGCGGCCUAUAAUUUUUCCUCUACCAAAAGAAGAAAUUUUCCAUCCAUAUAGUCCCGCAUUGCUGUAUGCGGGAUCAUUAAAUCAGGUAAAUUUGUUGAGGUGAAUAAGGAUGGGAGAGAAAUCAAAAAAAGGGGGUUGGUGUGGAUGGAUUAUAGUUUUGAUAGUGGCUGCUGCGGCUGCUGGAGCCAUUGUGGUACUUGUCAUGAAGAAGCAUAAAGAUUCUAACACAGAUGCUGCUUCUGGUGCUUCUGAAAAAAAAUAUGAAGAUGCUCUGAAAAUUGCAAUGCAGUUCUUUGAUGUUCAAAAAUCUGGGAAGUUGGUAAAUAAUAAGAUAACAUGGAGAGGCGAUUCAGCCGUCAAAGAUGGAAGUCAAGCUAAGUUAGACCUUAGUCAAGGAAUGUAUGAUGCUGGUGACCACAUGAAAUUUAAUUUUCCAAUGGCUUACACUGCCACGGUGUUGUCAUGGGCCAUCCUUGAGUAUGGUGAUCAGAUGAAAGGUGUGGGCCAGUUGGAACCUGCUCAAGACUCACUCAAGUGGAUUACGGACUAUCUUAUCAAUUCUCAUCCAAAAGAUAAUGUUCUUUAUAUUCAGGUGGGUGAUGCUGAUGCCGAUCAUAAAUGUUGGGAUAGGCCCGAGGACAUGACUGAGGUGAGGCCUCUAAUUCAGAUAAAUGCUACUGUCCCUGGGACAGAAGUUGCAGCUGAAACUGCAGCAGCUAUGGCAGCAGCAUCCCUGGUGUUCAAGUCGAAGAACUCAGCAUACUCAAGUGACCUUCUUAAGCAUGCUAAACAGUUGUUUUCUUUUGCUGACAAAUAUAGAGGUAGUUACAGCGAAAAUAUUCCUGAAGUCGCAACAUAUUACAAUUCAACUGGAUAUGGAGAUGAGCUCUUGUGGGCCGCAAGUUGGCUAUAUCAUGCAACUGGGGAUCAAACAUAUUUUGAUUACGCGACUGGGAAAAAUGCAGAUUCUUUUGGUAAUUUUGGAAAUCCAACUUGGUUUAGCUGGGAUAGCAAAUUAGCUGGUACUCAGGUUCUUUUAUCUCGGGUCAGCUUCUUUAAUUCGAAAGUCUCAAACUCGGACACACUUCAAGAGUAUAGGAAAACUGCCGAAGCUGUAAUGUGUGGUCUCUUACCGAAAUCUCCGACAGCAACAUCCAGCAGAACUGAUAGUGGUUUGAUAUGGAUAAGUCAAUGGAACGCGUUGCAGCAUCCUGUAGCCUCUGCCUUCUUAGCUGUGCUGUACAGUGAUUAUAUGCUCACUUCCAAGACUGAAAAAAUAACUUGUGAUGGUGAUGCAUAUACACCAUCUGAUCUCAGAAAGUUUGCCAUGUCCCAGGCAAAUUAUGUUUUGGGCGAUAAUCCAGCGAAGAUGAGUUAUCUCGUAGGCUAUGGGGACAAAUAUCCGCAGUAUGUUCAUCACAGAGGGGCUUCCAUUCCUAAAGAUGCCGAUACUAAUUGCAAAGAAGGUUGGAAGUAUCUAGACUCAACUGAACCAAAUCCCAAUGUCGCAACUGGAGCCCUCGUUGGUGGUCCAUUUCUUAAUGAGACAUAUAUUGAUUCAAGGAACAACUCGAUUCAAGGAGAGCCAACCACAUACAAUAGUGCUGUCAUUGUUGGCCUUCUUUCUGGUUUGGUUUCCACUUCCUCAGUGGUUCAGUCUUUCAGUUGAGCUGGAUAAUACCGCCUUUCAUUCGUGUUCCACCUCAUGUUGUACGUCUCUUAUCUUUCGUAGAUGCAUACAUAUUUUUUUAUUUCUUGUAGCUCCUUGAACACAUAAAGGUGCAUUAUAUAUAUGUGUAUGUUAGUGUGUACCACAUUAACUGUCCUAGUGUACUAAUAUCAAAUAUAUUUGCUCAA
Messenger RNA from Solanum dulcamara, 2128 nucleotides. RefSeq names its product endoglucanase 2-like. Gene Ontology annotation, biological process: carbohydrate metabolic process. The coding region runs from base 381 to 1940 and encodes 519 amino acids. Lineage: Eukaryota; Viridiplantae; Streptophyta; Magnoliopsida; Solanales; Solanaceae. The record is from RefSeq and is a predicted model, not a curated record. The transcript is spliced from 7 exons. Gene Ontology annotation, molecular function: hydrolase activity, hydrolyzing O-glycosyl compounds.